Chroicocephalus ridibundus (black-headed gull) is the source of this 789-nucleotide messenger RNA. It is a transcript of the gene PPDPF, whose product is annotated as pancreatic progenitor cell differentiation and proliferation factor. The coding region runs from base 179 to 520 and encodes 113 amino acids. The transcript is spliced from 5 exons. The record is from RefSeq and is a predicted model, not a curated record. NCBI's taxonomy places the organism in Eukaryota, Metazoa, Chordata, Aves, Charadriiformes, Laridae. Gene Ontology annotation, biological process: multicellular organism development; cell differentiation.
GGGGCGGAGCCGGCAGCACCGCGGCUCAGGCCGUGCGGUGCGGAGCGGACGCAGACGCUGCGUUCCCCGGGCGGCGCCGCCGCCGCCGCCGCCGCCCCGCUGCCCUAGUGCCCGCCCGCCGGACCCCGCCGCCCAGGCCCAGGUUUUUAGAUCUGCACAAGAACCGAGAUCGAGAACCAUGGCAUCCAUCCCAUCCAGCGGCUCGCUCAUGGCGACGCACAACUACCACAGAAGGCGCCUGAGCUCCACAUCCAGCAACAGCUCCUGCGGCAGCUCGGAGUACUCUGGGGAGGUCAUCCCCCACCCCCCGGGUCUGCCCAAGUCCGACCCCGGCCACUGGUGGGCCAGCUUCUUCUUUGGGAAGACGACUCACCCGGCCAUGACAACCGUGUCGGAGUCCCCGGAGAGCCUGGGAGCGCUGCGGGUGACAGCAGGACCGAUGGCGUGUGGCUUGGUGCCGGCCCCAGGAGCGGGACGGCGGCGCCAUGCCAGUGAGCCCAGCUCCGGGCCCUCAGCAUGAGCGGGUGGGCGGCUGCUCCCCACACCGGCGGGCACAGCCCCUUCCCCCCCCUCACCCCGUAGAGUAGGCAGGCUGCUCCAAGGCAAAGGUGAUAAAAAAAAAAAAAAGGUGAUAAAAAAAGCACAGCAAACCCCCUUGAUGAUUCCCACACCAGCCUUUUUACUCUUUUCUUAAUGCAACUACGCCCUUUCCGCGCAGACUCGGUAACACGUUUUAUUUACCUUGUACUUGUACAAUGGCAACUAAUAAAGUCGAGCAGCCUUUUAAAA